Messenger RNA from Kickxella alabastrina, 1719 nucleotides. RefSeq lists its product as uncharacterized. Bases 1 to 1719 code for a protein of 572 amino acids. Gene Ontology annotation, biological process: interstrand cross-link repair; protein ubiquitination. Gene Ontology annotation, cellular component: nucleus. The record is from RefSeq and is a predicted model, not a curated record. The transcript has a single exon. Gene Ontology annotation, molecular function: ubiquitin protein ligase activity; protein binding. NCBI's taxonomy places the organism in Eukaryota, Fungi, Kickxellomycota, Kickxellomycetes, Kickxellales, Kickxellaceae.
AUGCAAGGCUGCGGUUCGGAUGAGUCCAGCGAUGACGCGCACGAGUUCCAGCAGCAGCGCAGCGCCGUAGCAAUGGAGUCGCCGGCAUCCGACGCUUGUGGGUUUUUCCCAGCCGUCGUCCCGCCAGCGCCAGCGCCAGCGCCAGCGCCAGCGGCGGCAGACGGGGACGAGAGCAGCACAUGCUCGAUCUGCCUCGACAGCUGGGGAAUCAGCGGCGCACACCGUGUAGUGUCGCUGAAAUGCGGGCACCUCUUCGGGCUCAGCUGCGUGCGCAAAUGGCUGCUGCGCGGCAACGGCCGCCAAAAAACACAGAAAGGCCGAUGUCCCGAAUGCAACCAGCCGGCCGCCACGCGCGACAUCCGAGCGAUAUUCGCCCGCAGCAUUCGCGCGCUCGAUGACUCCAGGCAGCAGGAGCUGCAGCGGGAGAUCAAGCGGCUGGCAUCGCGCACGUGCGAACUGGAGUCGGAGCUGCAGCACUACCAGGUGCUGUACGCGCAGAUGCGCAACGAGGCUAUGCGCGCCAGGACCGUCGCCGAAGACACGUAUCGUAGGCUGCAGUGGCUCGAGGCCGAGAACGCCGCAAGAAACCAGACCGCCCAAGGCAUCGCCGGCGAGAGUACGGCCGAGCCGACGGCCGAGCCGCUGCCCGCGGUGCUGCGGCUGCGGGCAACCGUGCCGCUGGCCACGGCACCCGGCGAGUCAGCGCGUAUCCUGGCGCUGGACCCGCACGAGCCGCUGGUCUACGCCAGCUUCUCGCGGCCUGGCCACCUGCACACCAUGGCUGUGGUCAGCGCACACGACGCGCACACCGCGUCCGGCAGCGCCCGCACACUGCUGCCGCCGCUGCACUCGGAGGAAAUCCGCGGCGCCGAGGUCAGCCCACACACCUCCGGCACGCGCUACCUGCUGACGGCCAGCAUGGACCAGACCGUGGCAUUGACCACCCUGGCCUGCGACCAGCGCAGGUGCGCCCCGCGCGUGGCUGCGCGGUUCGCCGCCGGCGCCCCCGUGUGGUCGUGCGCCUGGGACCCGGCCGACCCCAACCGCUUCUACGCCGGCGCCGCCUUCGGCCGCGUCCUGGCCUUCGACGUGCGCCGCGUGGAUGCCCCCGUCGCCACCUGGGCCGGCGCCCAGCCCGUCGGCUCAUCGCCGAUCCACGCCAUCGCCUGUGUGCGCGGUCGCUCGGGCACCACGCGCCUGAUCGUCGCCAACGCCCAGCACCUGUAUGCGCUGCCGGAGACCGCCGGCGCGCCGUGGCUGCGGCUGACGGCGACCGGUGCCGAGCCGCGCUCUUGCCUUUCGCUCUCGUACGAUGCGCCCAGCAGCACGCUGGCGGCGUCAUUCCGCGCGCCCGGGCGCUCGACCGUGCAUGAGCUGUACGACGUUGCGGAGGCGCCGGCGGGCGCGCAGGGCGCGCAGGGCCUGCUGGUGGCGCAGGGGAGACGGGAGGCCAGGGUGGCGUCGCCGCAGGGCCGGUGGGCGCGGUCCUGCGUGGCGUCGCUGGGCAACGGGCCCCGCCACGUGCUGUUCUCCGCCGCCGUCGAGGCUGAGCGCUGCGUGCGCGUGUGGGACGCUCGGCUGCGCAUCGUGGCGGGUGCCCUGGAGGUGCCGCCGCCAGAGAAUGUCGUCGACGUGCGCGGCGGCCAGUGGGGCGCAGACGGGCUUUCGCUGCUGGUCUCGUUGACUGACCGCACGCUGCGGCUGUAUGAUGUGCGAUGA